AUGGAGUUGGAGUUGUUUGAUAUUUGGGGGAUUGAAUUCAUGGGACCUUUCCCACCCUCAUACUCUAACAAUUAUAUAUUGGUGGCUGUGGACUAUGUGUCCAAAUGGGUGGAAGCCAUAGCAACAUCAACAAAUGACCAGAAAGUAGUGAUCAAUUUUUUGAGGAAGAACAUAUUUAGUCGGUUUGGGAUUCCAAGAGCUCUUAUAAGUGAUGGGGGAACUCACUUUUGCAACAAGCAAUUAGAGAUACUCCUCCUCAAAUAUGGUGUUAAGCACAAAGUAGCAACCCCAUACCAUCCACAAACCAAUGGUCAAGCUGAAAUUUCAAAUAGAAAGCUCAAGAGAAUCCUUGAGAAAACUGUUGGGAACUCAAGAAAAGAUUGGUCCAAGAAGCUAGAUGAUGCAUUGUGGGCUUAUAGAAUAGCUUUUAAAAUACCUAUUGGGAAGCUGAAGUCAAGAUUGUCUGGACCGUUCACAAUCAUCAAGGUUUCUCCUUAUGGUCAUGUGGAGCUCAUGGAUGACAAAACACAGAAGACUUUCACUGUCAAUGGCCACAGACUUAAGCACUACUUGGGGGACUCAUUGGAUGAGCAAAGAGUGAACUAUAACCUCAACUGA
Arachis ipaensis is the source of this 618-nucleotide messenger RNA. NCBI's taxonomy places the organism in Eukaryota, Viridiplantae, Streptophyta, Magnoliopsida, Fabales, Fabaceae. The record is from RefSeq and is a predicted model, not a curated record.